This is a messenger RNA of Trypanosoma conorhini, 1530 nucleotides long. Its product is annotated as protein kinase. The record is from RefSeq and is a predicted model, not a curated record. The coding region runs from base 1 to 1530 and encodes 509 amino acids. Gene Ontology annotation, molecular function: protein serine/threonine kinase activity; ATP binding. Gene Ontology annotation, biological process: protein phosphorylation; mitotic DNA damage checkpoint signaling. Gene Ontology annotation, cellular component: nucleus. NCBI's taxonomy places the organism in Eukaryota, Euglenozoa, Kinetoplastea, Trypanosomatida, Trypanosomatidae. The transcript has a single exon.
AUGUCCGCGGCAAGCCCGAUGCGCGUGCCGGCCACGCCCGUGGUGGAGUGCGUCGACAUCCACCAGAUGUACGACGUUGAGCACGCCACGCUGGUGGGGAAGGGCGGCUUCUCGCGCGUCGUCGCCGUGCUGCACCGCCCCACGAACACCAUGCGGGCACUGAAGAUCAUGAUGAAGGAGAUACUGCGGGGAAAGGUGGCGGAGAUGGUCCUGCAUGAGCAGGAGAUUCUCCGCCGCAUCUCCCACCCAAACAUAGUAAAGCUGCACGAGACCAUCACCACCCCGCACCACGUUUACUUUGCGUUGGAUUUAAUGGGCUGCGACCUCUUUGCGCUGAUUGUCAGCAACAAGCGCAUCCCGGAGGGGGGGGCACGCUGCAUCAUGCACCAGCUGCUCUGCGGUAUUGCCUUUUUGCACAGCCAGGGCAUCGUGCACCGCGACGUCAAGCCGGAGAAUAUUCUUAUAAACAUCUCGAACAAGCGCGGCAAGGCCGACUCCGCCUCCUCUGCCUCCACGGGGAACGUUGUUGCCGCCGCGAAUAACGAGUGGGAAAAGUCGUUUAACUUUGAGGUGAAGCUGGCGGACUUUGGCCUCGCCAAGCUGGUGCAGGGGUGGGAUGUGCAGUCCACGCCCUGCGGCACCUCCUUCUACAUCGCGCCGGAGGUAAUUCGCGGGAUUGAGGCCCAAGGCACCAAGCCGCUCUGCACCACGCAGGAACUCGUCAAGAGCGUCGAUGUCUGGUCGGCCGGGGUUGUGCUCUUCAUCAUGCUCUCCGGCCGGCCCCCGUUUCACGGGCAGGUGACGUCGAGCGAGGAGCGGCGGCAGCUGCUGCGCCGCAUCGAUCGCUGGGUGCUCUUUUGCGCCAAGCAGGGCUGGGACGGCAUCAGCGAGGAGGCGAAGGACCUGAUUGUCCGCAUGCUGGAGCAGGACGGCGCGAAGCGGCUGACGGCGGUGCAGGCGCUGCAGCACCCGUUCUUCACGAACCACGGCCUCAUGGCGCCCUCGCCGGGGGGUCCCAAGGCCCCGCUGGCUCUGCGGCAGCUGCCCGAAGAGCGGCCACCGGCACACAAGGCGCAGCCGCAGCAGCCGCAGCAGCCGCAGCAGCCGCAGGCGGCGGGCGAAGCGGUGCGGUGCGAGGUGAAGAAGGAGCAGGGCGAGGCCGGCUGGAGGGACGCGGAUGUGCCCAAUCAGAUGGUCACGAAGAAAAUUAGGGAGUUUCUGAAUAUGCUGCGGCCCAAGAGCCACGCGAAGCGCCCCGGUGGAAAGACCCCGCUGGCGGAGGGGCAGCCGCGGCCGCAACCGCAGGAGGGGGGGGAGGAGGAAGAGGAGGAGGAGGAGGAGGAGGAACAGGUGCGGGGCAUGCAGGCGGAGAUUGACGCCCUCCAGAAGGACAUCGUGGAGACGGGCGAUACGGAGGGUGAUAAGACAAGCUACACGCCGAAGAUGCCGCUGAUGGCGGGCCCGCGCACAAAGCGCCCCGCCGUGAUGAAUGCAAAGGCAAAAGUGGGCCCCGCCGCCCUCAAGCGAUGA